Aplysia californica (California sea hare) is the source of this 2009-nucleotide messenger RNA. RefSeq lists its product as uncharacterized. The record is from RefSeq and is a predicted model, not a curated record. NCBI's taxonomy places the organism in Eukaryota, Metazoa, Mollusca, Gastropoda, Aplysiida, Aplysiidae. The transcript is spliced from 6 exons. The coding region runs from base 8 to 1084 and encodes 358 amino acids.
UAAAUUGAUGACGUAUUUUGUUGCUACUUUGUGUUUACUUACAGUUUACAAAAUGGCGAGGCUUGAGGUCUCUGUGUUCCUUAUUUCCGCGUUGGCCUUGCUUGUGGAAGCCGACAUCGUUCUGCAGAGCAAGCAUCACUGUGGCUCCUACGAACGGCCUCUGGAGGAACGUAUUCUUGACACGGAUGAGCUCCAGGUCUUCUCUCACUCCGGCGCCCAGUACUACGCCCCCAACGUCGACUGCAUCAUCACCAUCAUCGGCAAGACGUACCACCAGUGGGAGGUGCAGCUCAUCAACCUGCACAUCGACGGACACAAAUGCGAACAUUACUCGCCGUGUUGUAACGAUUUCUUGAAAAUUUUCAACAGUUACCGCGCAGACAAUGCACGACUUUUUCCCUCAAUUCCUUGGCAAGGGUUCUGUGGAACGUCUCUGCCCUCCCGAACGUCGUUCACGUCCACACAGAACUACAUCACCAUCCAGUUCAAUUCCGAUCCUAAAGCGGAGAGCAUGGGUGGCUUUGCUUUGAACCUUCGUCAGUAUCCUCGUAGAAACGCUGGUUCGGAAUUCCAUCAGAACGGAUAUAUUGGGGGCUGGAAUGAUGGCACUCUGAACGAGCUACAGGUUGAUUGGUCCGAACAAGAGGUCAUCCCUGGUGACUUCAAGCCUGGACAAGACCCGACCUUUGACUUCGACCCCAACGGUAUCCGCUGUUACGAGUGCCAGGGCUGCAAGAAAGAGUACUUCGAUAACUCUGAUAUCGGGGUCACGACGAGAGACGGGUGUUUUGUCUGCACAAAAGAGUGGCUACAGGGCCAUGGUGAAGCCACGCGCCAGUGCCUCUCUCGUUCAACGUUUAGAGAAAAACUGCUCAUGUACAGAGAUACGUCUCAAGGAGAUGAAAAAGUUGCAGAUUUCCGGGAGUGUCGUACGCUGAUUCGAGGCGUGAGUAGCACCACGUACGUCACGCUGUGUGUGUGCGACACCGCCGGAUGCAACAAAGGUCAAGGCUUGAGAGCUGGGUGGCUACUUCCGCUGUUCUUGUCUUUAUGUGGGUCUGUCAUUGCUAAACUCUGGUGGUAGAGCAGAUAGUUUUGUUCAGUUAGCUGUUCUUGUCUUUAUGUGGGUCUGUCAUUGCUAAACUUUGGUGGUAGGGCUGACGGGUUUUUUCAGUUGUCAGAAGUUCUGUUUCACAAGAGAGAAAUUGCUGCCUUUUGGUUAAAGGGAGUGCUGCUAAAAGUACAGUGCAGCCUCUCUAUAACGACCUUUGAUAUAACAACAUCCUCUGUGUAGCGACAUGGUGCCCAGGUCCAGAUUGUUCCUUUUAUAUGUCAUUAGUAAUAUUUUUGGUUCCCUCUCUAUAACAACAACUUUCUACUACGACAUUUUUAUCUGGUCCCGACGAUGUAGUUAUAGAGAGACUGCACUGUUUGUUGUUUGUCCACGAUUAUUGAAACAGUGUCUGUGGUGUAGCAGUUAGACACUUUGCUGUCGCAGGCAGGAGACUCGAGUUUGAUUCUGGAGUGGGGAGAAAUUUUUAUUGAGUAUCUCGGUCUUCCUGAUGGGAUAUUGCAUCCCUCUCGGCCCAGGUUGACCCUGAUAGUCAGGGUCGGAAGCAGACAUCCUAAAUUAUCUAAAUUGUGUUGGUGAGAGUGUAAAAACACCUACAUUGUACACUGCCUGUACCCAAUUAGAGAAUAUAAUUUUGCAAAUGUCCUGCUACACCAAUUAGGGUAUUGCAAUAUUUUCCUUUUGAUCAUGUCUAAAUUGCUUAUUAUGUGUAAGGACCAGAGACUGUUUUGCUGACAUGGCAGUCCCAAGAACAUUGAGGCCUUUGACAGUCUCUGUCUAACAUGCAAAGAGUCUGGUCUGCUUUAUCUUCUCUUCAACAUAGGGUCUGGCCGUAAAAGUUAUUUUUAGCAUUUCGGAGAUUCUGUGCCUUGCUGUGCGAGGCAGGAUAUGUGAGGCAGCGUGGUGAAAUCAGUGCCACUUUGUCUAUUUUUAUCCA